CCACACUACUCCCCCUCCUCACUCAAGACUCAACAAUCCCAAAACUUGAACUCCCUUAGCUUAAACUUGCUAGUUACUUAGUAGUCAUGGCUACCACCAAGCUCAUUACCACCCUUUUCGUCGUCGCCCUCGUUACCCUAACGCCGGUUUGCGACGCAUGCUGCGGUUGCAAGCCUCCUACACCAGUCACCCCUACCCCUACCCCUACCCCUUCAGGUAAUAAGUGCCCUAUUGACACCCUUAAGCUUGGCGUUUGCGCCGACGUCCUAGGGCUAGUCCAUGCAGUCUUAGGCAACCCACCCUCUGGAACAAAGUGUUGUGCCUUAAUCAAAGGACUUGCUGAUGUUGAAGCUGCUGUUUGCCUUUGCACUGCUAUUAAGGCUAAUAUCCUUGGUAUCAACUUGAAUGUUCCAAUUUCUCUAAGUGUUCUACUUAGUGCAUGCCAGAAAGAUGUUCCUAAAGGCUUUCAAUGUCAAUAAGCUAAGCUAAGCUGAUUUUUGGAUAUUACAAGAGAUAAUUUAUGAUGAUGUAUGGAUGGCUUAUCUUUUCAUCAUCUCAUUUGAUUUGUAUUUUAUCAUUUUAUGCCUAGCUUAUAGAAUUUAUAUACUAAUGUUCAUAAUAAUAUGAGCAUUAGUAUGUAUAACUAUAACUAGGUUGUAUUUCUAUAUUAAAUUACAUAAUGUAUGUGCAUGUAUUUAUGAUUUGAAAUUUGAGUGUACUACUUAAUUGCAUUGUA
This is a messenger RNA of Beta vulgaris subsp. vulgaris (sugar beet), 736 nucleotides long. RefSeq names its product 14 kDa proline-rich protein DC2.15. The transcript has a single exon. The record is from RefSeq and is a predicted model, not a curated record. The coding region runs from base 87 to 479 and encodes 130 amino acids. Lineage: Eukaryota; Viridiplantae; Streptophyta; Magnoliopsida; Caryophyllales; Amaranthaceae.